Molecule: messenger RNA, 738 nt
Organism: Styela clava
Lineage: Eukaryota; Metazoa; Chordata; Ascidiacea; Stolidobranchia; Styelidae
Product: NADH dehydrogenase [ubiquinone] 1 beta subcomplex subunit 6-like
Biological process (GO): mitochondrial electron transport, NADH to ubiquinone; mitochondrial ATP synthesis coupled electron transport
Cellular component (GO): respiratory chain complex I
Source: RefSeq, a predicted model, not a curated record
CAUAUCCUUCACAUUGCCUUUGCUUCAAGCGUUAGGAUUUCUAGUUUGUUUUGUUUGGUAAAAAAUAAAGCUGUUUGAGGCGUUGGGAUGCUGAGAUCUUUUUGAGUGGAGUAGCCCAACAUGUCGGUUACAAAUCAGGGAUCGUCGCGUCCAUCGAUAAUUAGCGACUUGGACCGUUUGCAGCAAAUUAAAUCUUCAGGAGGACUUCUAAGUGAAAUUGAUGAACAGAGAUUGCGGCGUCAUCAGUUGUGGAACCUAAGAAAGAAAUGGAUCAAGGACCAUCAUUUGAGCGCUAGAGAACCAUUACACCCUCCCAUAACAUUCAUGGAAAAAAUGAAAUGUAGAGAAGGAGCGUUCUGGGAUAAACAUUUGAAAUAUAAGACAGUUGCGGAUAUGCUUUACGGAAAAGGUUUUAUAAGAGAAUUCCCAAAAUUAAUGUUUUACAAAGCGCAAAAGGGGGCUCGAAGUUAUCUUCUCUUUUUCAUGAUUCCAAUGGUUCCUGUACUGGCGUGGCUGAAACAUGUAGUGGAGGACGAUCCCAGCAACGUUUUACGAACACCUUAUAUGCCGACAUACCCUGGUGACAAAAGGUUUGUUGCCGCAAGAAAGGACGUCACAGUUGAUAUGAGAACGCUUCAAGUUAUUCCGAAAGAAGGAGUUGAAGUUACAAUCCAAGAAAAUUAAUUUUUCUGUGUCGAUUUUUUUCUCUUGAAUAUAUUAGAUUUACAUUGAAUGCAA